CAACAUCAAUUCAAUCGGAAACAAUACACUUGGUAUUUUGCAUAGAGACACUACCAUCAAUACACAUUGUUUCAUCUCCUAUUUUUAUUGCUUUUAAAUUCAUCUUCAUCAAUAACUAAAAUUGUAUAUACAACAAGAAUAACAAGAAUGGCUAAGGAAGAAACACAAGCUUUUAUACCCACAAAAACAAUUGAUUGUUCCUUUUCGGAUGUUCUUGCAGUUAUUUGCAUAUUGAGCAUUCUUUUCCUAUUUACUGUAGCAGGUAUCAUUGUUGGUUCAUUCUCAGCAAAGAAUAAUGACUCUUGCUCGAAAACUCUUCCAUACGGAGACACUCAGAGUUUUACUCUCCAAUACAAUACUAGUACACUGAGUACAAUUUAUAUAACUGGUGACACCAAGACAUCAAUCUACUUUGAUCCAUCUUUAAAGAACAAAAUUGAAGUCACCUUUGAAAGAACCUCACUUUUAGAUAAGACCUAUACUAAUAUUAAUAAUUCAGUGUAUCUUACAACAAAUGGUUCCGAUUAUAUUACAAUCUCAUCAAAGAUUCCAUCUACUGAUUUUACAAAUUGUUACUUUGUUUCGAGAAUUAUUAGAAUUCCAGCUACUUUGACAACAAUUAGUAUGCAAGCUAGCGUUUAUGCCAACAAUUUUUAUAUCGGUCCAGAUCCAAGCUUAACAAAUUCUACAAUGUUAUCAAUUAAGGCAUUGACUAUUAUGGGAGGAACUAAUCUCUUGAAUAUGACACAAAUCCAAGCAGGUCAAUUUGUUGUCAGUGGAAGAAAAGGUCAAAUUUACUUAUCAAAUAUCUUUGCUGCUAUCUUUGUCACUUCAACAACAGGUGAUAUUUAUUACAAGGAUUUGAGCUCUGCUGUUUCUUUGAAAUUAUAUACUUCUAAGGGAGCUUUGGAAGGUUCAAAUAUUCAAAUGUUGGGCUCUUCAGGAAAUGUCACACUUAUUGCUAACAAGAAGAAGCAAGUUCACAAUGGUAUCAAGGGUGCUAAGGUUCUUGAAGUUGGUACUGUGGAAUCAGAUAUUGAUGUUACAUUAGGAAAGGAUGAUUUUGUAGGAGAACUUCAAAUUCAAUCACCAAACUUGGAUACCAGUGCCAUCAGUCAAACAUAUCACACUGUUACCCAAUAUUCUUCACUCACUUCUAGAAAGAAUUAUCCAACCUCAUUUGGUGGAGAUGCUGCUGAAAUAUUUACACCAACCUAUGCUGGUUACAUUGGUGAUGAAUCUAAUUCUUACUCUCGUCUUUUGAAACUUCGUUUCAAAACAUCUGGUAAACUCAUCAAGUUGUCUGUGUAAAUAAAUUUCAAACCAUAAAUUC
Molecule: messenger RNA, 1333 nt
Organism: Naegleria gruberi
Lineage: Eukaryota; Heterolobosea; Eutetramitea; Acrasida; Naegleriidae
Exons: 1
Coding region: 148-1311 (387 amino acids)
Source: RefSeq, a predicted model, not a curated record